Porites evermanni is the source of this 827-nucleotide messenger RNA. The record is from the annotation of a GenBank genome assembly. Lineage: Eukaryota; Metazoa; Cnidaria; Anthozoa; Scleractinia; Poritidae.
AUGAAGAACAAUAAGCUAGUCCGGCAUUGUCAGGAAGAAAUAGUAAAGCAAGGGAGGGUUGUGUGUGGCUUAGAAUCUACCAAAGAGUUUCUUGAAGAGGAAGUCGUUUGUAUCACGUCCCUGAAGCACGAAGAGCCAAACAAAUGGUCACAUGAUCAGAAUAAGAAUGAAACGGAGAUCCACCAAGCCGGAGACCUAGAAGCUGCUUCUCAUGAUCAAGGAAACAGUUAUUCUUUGACAGAUGACAUGUUAAAUCAUAGUUUUGAGGUGAUGCACACUUCCCCUGAGUUGUUUUCACAAUCUCUUUCUCGUGCGAAAGGAGUUUGUCCUGACACGCCAGAUUUAUAUUCUUCUCCAAGAUUCUUGAAAGGCAAUUCCCGUUCUUGGUGUUCAAAACACUUAAGCGGAACGCCUGACCUAUUUUCAUCCCCAGGUUGCUCUCCCUGUAGGCAGGAAAUGAACUCGGUGUCAUCGUUUUCUUGUUCUAAUCAUUCGCUUCUCUCUUCUUCAUCAUCGCCACUUUGCUCGGUUGAACAGCCAGUCUCUUCUUCGGAUUCAAAUAGAAACAAACCUGAUGCUUCUUUAGUCAUAAACCAUCUCGAAUCUGAAAACUAGUUUUUCCAAGUUUACAGGCCAUUAGUUUGCAUUCAACACCCUACCAUUCAAACCAUCCUUCUAAACGUUUGCAUAGAACGUGGACGCCAGCCGAAGUUUCUCCGCGGAUGUUUUGCGGUUAUCGAGGACCUAGUCCAUCAUACAAUGAGCCGGAAGCCAGGGCAUUGGGAACUCCAGUUCUUUUCUCUCAAAUUUCAGCCAGCAGUGUGUAA